CUUUGUCUGUGCGCCUUUCUCUCCCUCUCCCUCUCUCCCUCCCUGUCUCUCGCACUCUCGCUGCUCGCUCUCGCUCGCUCUCUCUCGCUCUCCCUUUCCCGUCUCUGUGGUUUGUAAGGUAGGUUGCAGUGUGUGUAUAUACACAACAUCAAGAGCAGGAAAAUGGACUCAUUAGGGAGGCAGGCAGUCAUUACCACUCACACUGUACUUCCAGGGAGACAGCGACUAUGAGGAGACAAACUGAGGACUGGGGAACAAGCACUCCAAAUAUGAAGUGAGGAGUACGCUCAGCUUUGGUAAUCCUACAUUAUCUGUAAACCGCUGGAAGCAGAAGGGGAAAUUGCACAAGGUGAGCCAGCAGCAUAAGAAAGAAGUUUUGAGAGCUGCUCUUAACUGUUUUGGAGUCCAAAGCCAAAAGGGAACUAGAGGGCUCGACGCAUCCUUUACAUCCUGCGUUUACUCUGACCACAGUCCCUCCCUGUUCUCACAAGUGGAGCUCAGCCCUGCUUCUCUUCCUGUUGAUUCCCAGUCAGCUACAUGACUGCCUGAAGUUACAUUGUAGAUGCUGAAAUCACUGCACCUUAAAAACAAAAAGAUUAAGCUGCACUGCGUUCCUCAGUGGUUGGCAGUUUUCCUCAACUUUGCAAGAGAGAGAGAGAUUUGGUUGGAAUGAAACCUCGCUCUCCAUACAGCCUGCUUGAGACGCAGCACUGAAAGAUAGCCCACGAUCAGUUUGUCGCCUUCCUCUGAAGGAACCUUUCCUGUCUCUUCUACACAGCCUCUCUCUGUUCCCUGCCCCAAUGAACGUCUGCACUAGGUCCAAGGCUUGGAGUAAUUUACCUGAAGAGUGAUACCAUUUGGAAACCACUGAUCUGAAAAGCCGGAGGUUUUUUUUGAAUUAUAUACAGUCUCUGUGGAUUACUAAGUCUACGGACGAACUGUACACCGGAAGAAACCCAAGACAGCUGAAAACCAGAAGGCGUCUGAGGAGAAUGAGAUUACUCAGACGGGUGCAUGCAACGCCAAGCCGGGCCUUCCCUGCUUGAACUUUGAAGCUGUUCCGUCUCUGAGCCUGGCCCUCAUCCACUCACCACAUUCACCAACGAACCUGCACGCACACACAGGGUCAUCUGAUUGUAACAUCAGUUGCAAGGGGAUGACAGAGCGCAUUCAUAGCAUCAACCUUCACAACUUCAGCAAUUCUGUGCUCGAGACCCUCAACGAGCAGCGCAACCGUGGCCACUUCUGUGACGUGACGGUCCGCAUCCACGGGAGCAUGCUACGCGCCCACCGUUGUGUGUUGGCGGCUGGCAGCCCCUUCUUUCAGGACAAGCUGCUGCUGGGCUACAGUGACAUUGAGAUUCCCUCAGUGGUGUCAGUCCAGUCUGUGCAAAAGCUCAUUGACUUCAUGUACAGCGGGGUGCUGCGAGUCUCACAGUCGGAGGCCCUCCAAAUCCUCACAGCUGCCAGCAUCCUACAGAUUAAGACUGUGAUUGAUGAGUGCACAAGAAUUGUCUCACAAAAUGUGGGAGAGAUCUAUCCGGUGAUUCAGGAUUCUGGCCAGGAGACACCUAGGGGAACACCUGAAUCAGGCACCUCGGGGCAGAGCACCGACACAGAGUCUGGCUACCUGCAGAGCCAUUCGCAGCACAGUGUGGACAGGAUCUAUUCAGCCCUCUAUGCCUGUUCCAUGCAGAAUGGCAGUGGGGAGCGCUCCUUUUACAGUGGAGCUGUGGUCAGCCACCAUGAAACAGCCCUGGGGCUCCCGAGGGACCAUCACAUGGAAGACCCCAGCUGGAUAACCCGAAUCCAUGAACGAUCGCAGCAGAUGGAGCGGUACCUUUCCACCACUCCAGAGACAACACACUGCCGCAAGCAACCACGCCCUGUCCGAAUUCAAACCCUGAUGGGAAACAUCCAUAUUAAGCAGGAGAUGGAGGACGACUAUGACUACUACGGCCAACAGAGGGUGCAGAUCCUUGAGCGCAAUGAGUCUGAGGAAUGCACUGAGGACACUGACCAAGCAGAAGGCACUGAGAGCGAGCCCAAAGGGGAGAGUUUUGACUCGGGAGUCAGUUCCUCCAUUGGCACUGAGCCCGAUUCCAUGGAGCAGCAAUUUAUGGCUGGUCUGGGCCGGGAUGGGCAGCAAGAACCUUCUCAAGCAGAUCAAAAUGACGUCCCUGCUGAUGGCACUCAGCCGCAGCAGCAGCAGCAGCAUGUAGAUGCCAAUUCUUCCUCGCCAGAGAGAAAUAAUGACGUUGAAAUGGACAGCAAAGUGCUCACAGUCAAUAACAGCAUCGAAAAGGGAGCUUUGCAGCCUUCUGUCAACACAACUGUUGCCCAACCAUUGCCAACCACACAGAUCUACUUACGCCAGACAGAAACCCUCACCAGCAAUCUGAGGAUGCCGCUGACUCUGACCAGCAACACUCAGGUCAUUGGCACAGCUGGCAACACCUACCUGCCUGCCCUUUUCACCACACAGACUGCUGGCAGUGGCCCUAAGCCUUUUCUCUUCAGCCUGCCCCAGCCUUUAGCUGGCCAACAGACACAGUUUGUGACAGUGUCCCAGCCUGGCCUGUCAACAUUUACUGCCCAGCUGCCAGCCCCACAGCCCUUGGCCCCAUCUGCGGGCCACAGCACAGCAGGUGGGCAAGGCGAAAAAAAGCCUUAUGAGUGCACUCUCUGUAACAAGACUUUCACCGCCAAACAGAACUACGUCAAGCACAUGUUUGUACACACAGGUGAGAAACCCCACCAAUGCAGCAUCUGUUGGCGCUCCUUCUCCUUAAAGGAUUACCUAAUCAAACACAUGGUGACACACACUGGUGUAAGGGCGUACCAGUGCAGUAUCUGUAACAAGCGCUUCACCCAGAAGAGCUCCCUUAAUGUGCACAUGCGCCUCCACCGUGGGGAGAAGUCCUAUGAGUGCUACAUCUGCAAGAAGAAGUUCUCCCACAAGACCCUGCUGGAGAGGCAUGUGGCUCUGCACAGUGCUACCAACGGCACACCUGGAGCUACUGGCACUGGCACGAGGGCUGUUCCUGCCGGGGUGGUGGCCUGCACGGAGGGGACCACGUAUGUCUGCUCUGUCUGUCCAGCUAAGUUUGACCAAAUUGAGCAUUUCAACGACCACAUGAGGAUGCAUGUGUCAGACGGAUAAGUAGAAUCUCUCUCUCUCUUUGUUAUGAACAAAAAAAUAGAAACAACAAAAAAAGCUAUGGCACUAGAAUUUAAGAAAUGAUUUUUGUUUCAUUUUUACCUUUAUUUUCCUCCUUUUUUUGGGUUCGUUUAGUUUUGUUGUUUUUGUACUACAUGAAGAACUGUUUUUUGCCUGCUGGUACAUUACAUUUCCGGAGGCUGGGUGAAUAAUAAUUUUCCCAGUCUCCCUUGGAUGGUGGCCUUAAGGCCAGGUAGUGCUUCAUGAGAUCUACUGGUUGGAUCUCUAGCUACUGGCCUCUAAAUACAACACUUCUUUACUACAAAAAACAAACAAACAAAAAAAAAAACACACAAAAAAAAUCAAAAAACAGACAGAAAAAAAAUAAAAAAAGAGCAAUUUCUUUUUUUCUCACUUGUGAAGAGCACUACAAAAAAACAGAAACAAAACAAAACAUAUUACAAGUCUACAAGGCCUACUGUCGUUAUAAGUACACCGCUCGCAGUGUUUCAGUGGACAUUAUUCACAAUGCUGACAGCUUUUGGACUUCGCAGUAUCCAGAUAGAACUGUGGAAUAUUUUGCUUCUGGUUGAGCAGUAACCAGAGGAAACAAGGCCCUGCUGGUUUCCACCACGUGUCUGCUUUCUCUCUCACACACACACACACACAUUCACAAACACACGAAAGGGCUGAGGGGAGUGCAAGGCAGUGUGGCUUGGAUAGUGUGGAGUCCCUGCAGGGUGAGCGAAAAAGAAUCAGAGGUUCCUCACCUGGAUUCUGCUCCUUCCCAUGCUCUCUGGCGCACCCUCCCCGCUGCUUUUCCCAUACCACCACCUUACAGCAGAAACCAAGAAGAUUCAGACAACGAGCAACGGUGGCUUUUUUGUAAUUUAUUCAGUGUCUUUGCUGAGCCCAGGGCCUCAGCACAAUCAAGAGGGACUUUCACAGAAGGCAAAGAGAAACACAGAGGAAAAUCAAAGAUAUCAGAGGUUGCAACCUAUGGAUCUAGGUACAAGAGAAGGGUUAGUUCCCACAAUCUUUGCAAAAAAA
This is a messenger RNA of Cuculus canorus (common cuckoo), 4210 nucleotides long. It is a transcript of the gene ZBTB20, whose product is annotated as zinc finger and BTB domain containing 20. The transcript has 12 exons. The record is from RefSeq and is a predicted model, not a curated record. Gene Ontology annotation, biological process: regulation of transcription by RNA polymerase II. Bases 1157 to 3163 code for a protein of 668 amino acids. Lineage: Eukaryota; Metazoa; Chordata; Aves; Cuculiformes; Cuculidae. Gene Ontology annotation, molecular function: RNA polymerase II cis-regulatory region sequence-specific DNA binding; DNA-binding transcription factor activity, RNA polymerase II-specific; protein binding.